CUCCAAGCGGUCCUCCAUUAAACAUCAAAACCUCAUCAAGAAGUGCAUCAUCAUUGUCUUUCACCUGGGAUCCUCCUGAGAAAGAUAAACAAAAUGGCGUCAUUAUCAGUUAUACUGCGUGUGUUUCACAUUCAGAAAAUGGCCCUUGCUUCAAAAUAUAUAUCACAAGUGAAAGAGAGUGGAUUGUCAGAAAUUUGAACGUAUCAACAAAAUAUUAUGUCCGUGUUCUUUCCAGUAAUAAAGUUGGAAGUAGUGCUUACAGUCAAAGUGAAGGAUUUUUUACGAAUGGAAGUAAGUACAACCUGCACAUUUAGAUAUUGUCUGUUGUGACGAAAACGUCUAUUCACAAUAAAAUUCUAGCUAUCGACUAAUUUUUUAUCUAGACAAAAAAGACGAAAUAUAUAAUUUUAGCUCAAAAGAGCAUCCUAAAAUUAGUAAAGUUGCAAAGUUUGGUUGCGAAAUGUUGUAAAAUACUAACGGAAAAUAUAGCCAUGUGAAAUUAGCAAAUUUUCAGUAUUUUAGUAUUACACGCGGUAAAAAUAACCAUUUUUAGCCGAAAGUGUUGAAAAUGUGCUAAUUUCACAGGGACAUAUUUUUUUUCCGUAUUUUACAACAUUUCGCAAUUUUACAAAUUUUAGGAUGCUCUUUUGAGCUAUAAUAGACCUUAUUCAUAAAUCGUGAUGAGGCCUCGUAUCCCAGGAAACGGGAACAAAACGCGGGAAAAUUGACAAAAUGUUUUUUCUGCUGUCGGCUAUGGCAGCUUUUUUUCGUGAAUAUUACGGCUUUUUUCAAAAAUAUAUCUAUAAAACUGAGCUUGAAAGUUGAAAAAAAUACUUCUGAGAAAAUAUAACAUGAUAUUUAAAGCAAAAGAUGCUGGAGUCAAUCGAAAAAGGAAACCUUUGACUUUGUAUUAUUGUCGUAGUUUGUAUCGAGGUUUGUAUGGCCGAAACAAACAACCAACAAGGCUACAAAACGUCUAUACAACACCAAAAUCGUAAGAAAUAUGAAACAAUUGUUGAAGAAAUAAGAUUACAACUCACUCAGGUAAUGUAGCCUUCAUUUUUUAAACUUGUAAGCUGCUUGCAGAAUGUUAUCGAGCCACAGUCAUUAGUUCAUAUUUUUCCGUACGAAUCAAUAACAUUUGACGUUCUCUUGUGAUUUUUGACUGUUAUUUUCUUUCAUAUUUAUGUCAAAUUCGAAAAAUUAUACUUCCAUUCCAUAGUUGUCUUGAUUCUUCACGGAAUAAACCUUUAUAUUGACGUUAAAAUCUCAGUAAAAUACUGUGUUUCGCUUCUGGAUAAACACCAUCGCUACGUUGUAAUUUUUUUCACGCAAAAACGGGAGAAAAACCGGUCGCUUUUAUAAUAUACUCGUUUACCGCUUUCGUUGUGGGCACAAAGUCUUAAAAUACACACAAAAAUCGUUAUAAAUCGCAAAAAGCAACAAGAAACAAGCCGUUAAAGUCGACACAAUAGCAUCUGAAUUUGGCUUGUCAAGCAGUUUUCACUUGUUUUCCCGCGUUUUGUUCCCGUAUCCUAGGAUACGAGGCCUCGUCACGAUUUAUGAAUAAGGUCUAUGAUAUAUUUCGUCUUUCUUGUCUAGAAAAAAAUUAGUCGAUGGCUGGAAUUGUCUAUUUCAUGUUUUCCUACUUUUAUGCAGUUCAAAAACCCUACACAGAACUUCGUUAUGGCAAUACAUUUUACUCAUUAAUAUUUUCCUCGAUCCAGGAGCAGGAAAGAAGGCCACAGAAAUGACGCCAAGUACGCUAACAUUUUCGUUGGAAAUUCCAUCAAAAACGUUUGUGUAAGUUUACCGACUUUCUCAUGGUAACAUUAAAGUCUAGCUUCCGUGGUCCAUAUCUUGUUGUUGUGUAUACUGGAUGCAAAUUAUUUUUAAUUUUCAUUGCAUACAUAAGUCAACUCUCUGUUACAUCGAUCGCAUUCACAUAAUCGCCAUCAUCAUGACCGAAUAGAAACUGAGCUUCCAUUAAGAUUAGUCUUAGAUAUUAGGUAGGUAUUAUUUGGAUCUAUUAUUAACGGUUGUUAUAUUUGAAGUAAGAAGGUAAACUUUUGUUUGUAGUUAUUUCUACGUGGUGGCUUUGAAAUUAAAAGACGGCAAGAAACCUACAUCAUUUGAUAGUUACCAGAACAACGAGCUAGUGACGUAUGCGGAGGCAAUAAAAUCAACCAAUUCGAAACCUUAUAUCGCUGCAGUUGUUGCAUCCAGCGGAGUUUAUGAAAACAUGUUUAUACUUGGUGAUGGCAGAAAUACAAGUAAUCCAACAUCACGAAAACGCAGAUCAACCACGAGUGAUUAUUAUAAUGGCCCGCUGGAACCUGGCACUAGUUACAGUAUCUUUCAAAGGAUUGUACUCAAUGACAAGGUACAUAUGGUACUUGUUGGUUAUCACACUUUAAAAGUCAAGCUUUCCUUGUCUAUUUGCUUGAAAAAGAAAACCUCCGACAUUAGCCAGGAUAACUUAAACUACCUAUAG
Molecule: messenger RNA, 2494 nt
Organism: Paramuricea clavata
Lineage: Eukaryota; Metazoa; Cnidaria; Anthozoa; Malacalcyonacea; Plexauridae
Source: the annotation of a GenBank genome assembly